Molecule: messenger RNA, 961 nt
Organism: Talaromyces stipitatus ATCC 10500
Lineage: Eukaryota; Fungi; Ascomycota; Eurotiomycetes; Eurotiales; Trichocomaceae
Exons: 2
Coding region: 48-581 (177 amino acids)
Biological process (GO): autophagy of mitochondrion
Cellular component (GO): mitochondrial outer membrane
Source: RefSeq, a predicted model, not a curated record
ACCCUUUCUCAACACAUAUACAACACCAAUCUUCGAGAAACGACACAAUGGCCUUCUUCACAUCCCCCCUCCGCCCCGUCCUGACAACGACCUGCACUCUCCUCGGCACAGGCAUCGGCCUGUCCCUCCUCGUUCCAUCCUCCCCCUUCCGCUCCCCACCACUCCAAUGCCAAUACACCGCGCCAUAUUACAGUCCAACCGCCUCCCCGGACUCCGGAUGGUCCCUUGCAGGUUCUGAAGCAGUUGCAAAACAGGGUCGGACGUCAAGCACACAACCCGGGACAGGUCUAUUGAAUGCGCGGUUUAUGCGACAGGUUAGUUUGGGCAGUGUAUUGGGUUUGGCGACUGGUCUUGGGUUGAGGGUGUUUUCCAAGGCGUUGGUGUUUGUCUUGGGGAUUGGGAUUGUGUUUAUUGAGUGGGCGGCUUCAAAAGGCUACAAUAUCGUUCCCGUAAACACAUUACAGAAAUACGUCAAGAAAUUUGAUCUGCAACGAGCAACGCGGGAGAAUGUCCCCUUUAAAGUCAGCUUUGGUGCAACAAUGGCGUUUGCAGCUUUUGCCAGUUUUGCGGAUUACAGUUGAUUGUACGAUUGGAACUUGAAAGAUCAUUGUCCAUAAAUGAUAUAUUGAUAUAUGGUGUCAAUAUGAAUGCAUGGAAUAUGCUACGAUACAAGGGUAUAACAGACUAGCUCAGGACCAGAUCCUCCAGGACACCCUCCAUUUCCUCUCGAGAUAGAGGAACACUAAGCGUCUCAGUUCCGCUGGCAUCCAUCCGCGAAGUAACCAUUUGGUGGUCAUGGAAUUCCUUCAGCAAUGUCCUAAACAUCAUCUCAGACGAUGCAAUAAACUCCUCGGCAGCUUUCUGAUACAACAUCUUGAACUCAAUACCCGGCUCUUCACGCCGGCCAGUCUUUUGAGUCUGCAUCUGGGGCUGACCGUCUUCGUCCUCACUAAACCCUCCA